This is a messenger RNA of Artibeus jamaicensis (Jamaican fruit-eating bat), 1483 nucleotides long. Its product is annotated as C-type lectin domain family 2 member A-like. NCBI's taxonomy places the organism in Eukaryota, Metazoa, Chordata, Mammalia, Chiroptera, Phyllostomidae. The record is from RefSeq and is a predicted model, not a curated record. The transcript is spliced from 7 exons. Bases 145 to 684 code for a protein of 179 amino acids.
UGUUAUACCACCAGAACCAUGGGAGAGAAGCUGUGCACACCCGUGAGUCCCAGAUAAUACGGAGCAGCAAUUUGCGUUACCCCCUGGGUGGCCGUAAGGUUAUCUUUCCUGGCAAGUUGACGAAGUAGGAUCUAGUCCAGAGCAAUGGAAAGAAAGGAACGAAGAGAGAGAAGCAUCAGUUGGUUGCCUCCCUCAUCAACCUGUACCAGGGAAUGGACCCACAACUUCAGUCGCAAGUGGAUGGCUUUUACACUCAUCAUUUUUAGUACUGUUCUAGUGGUCUUUAUAAUAAUAGUAUGCACUACAAAACCUUUUAAAAAUCCCCAAACUAUAAAAUGCUCAGGAAAAUGGAUUGGAGUAGGAUAUAAGUGUUUCUAUUUUUCUGAUGAUACCAGAAACUGGACAGCCAGUAAAACAUUUUGCAGGUCACAGGGAUCGGAACUUGCUCAGAUUGAUAUACCUGAAGAUCUGGAAUUUUUGAAGAAGCACACGGGAAUGAUUAUGCACUGGAUUGGGUUGAGCAGAAACCAAGGAGAGUCUUGGAAAUGGACAAAUGACACCACAUUCAAUGAUUGGUUUGAAAUUAGUGGGAAUGGAUUUUUUGCUUUUCUGAAUGCUGAUGGAGUCUCCAGUUCCAGGGGAUUUGUUGAUAUGAAGUGGAUUUGCAGCAAACCUAGAUUUUAAUAGAGGAAAAAACUGGGAUUCAUUCCUAAACCCACCCAGUCGGGGGUCCCAAUGCUCACUGCCAUACAGGCAAAACUCUGUAGAUAGAGUUCAGUGAGAAGAAAAAGGAAUAUUUUUUAACAACCAUACAAUUUAAAAUAAAGGUGACUUCUGCUCAAGAAGGCAGCACAGGCAGAUGGCUCAUCUCUUCACAAAACCACAACAAAAGUACAACUAAAAUGUAGAAUAACCAUCACUCAGGAACAUCAAAAAUCAAGCUGAAUGGUAGUAUAACCAUAAAAUCAAGUUGAAUGUAAAUAUGACAACUACAGAAUUAAAGAAAUCACAUCUAUCCAGACUGGGAGGAGUGCAGACAUGGAAUGGGCUGAUCCCACACCCACGUGUAUAAAAAUUCAGAGUGGAUAUCUCAGGAACGAGGAGUCUCAGACCGAAACCAGGCCCCUCAGCCCAAGAUUCCAGUGCCAGGAAGGUGAGCCCCCACAACUUCUAGCUGCAACCCAGUGGGGACUGAGUCCAUGGAGGAGGCUGCUGGAUCCCCAAGCAGUUCCUCUUCAACAAGUGCUCCUAGCUAGGCAACAUCCAGGCCUGGAUGGGGUGGCCAAGACUAGCCAGGGUGCAAAGCACAGACCAGCUAAGCACCUUCCCACACAUCUGUGUGGUAUGUCUGAGGCCCUGCCCAGGGGGUCAGAAUUUGGAACCAGCAAGUUCAGAAACAACCUACCCUUGCAAACACAUUAAGAUCCCAAGAACUGACACUGUCUCACAAGUUCACUUGUACCCACUCUGGGACAGCCAGUCC